Molecule: messenger RNA, 621 nt
Organism: Aspergillus udagawae
Lineage: Eukaryota; Fungi; Ascomycota; Eurotiomycetes; Eurotiales; Aspergillaceae
Gene: pup3
Product: proteasome core particle subunit beta 3
Exons: 4
Coding region: 1-621 (206 amino acids)
Biological process (GO): proteasome-mediated ubiquitin-dependent protein catabolic process
Cellular component (GO): proteasome core complex; proteasome core complex, beta-subunit complex
Source: RefSeq, a predicted model, not a curated record
AUGAGCUCUCCCUUCGAUAUCAAUGGCGGAGCUUGUGUCGCCAUGGUGGGCAAGGACUGCGUUGCAAUUGCCUGCGACCUUCGACUGGGCAUGCAGGCCUUGACAGUCUCCAACAACUUCCCCAAGAUCUUCAACUACGGUCCCUCGACUUACCUCGGUUUGACUGGCCUGGCCACGGACGUCAACACUGUCUCAGACCUCUUUCGCUACAAGGUGAACAUGUACCGACUCCGCGAAGAACGGAACAUUGCGCCCCAGACUCUGGCCAACCUGGUCAGUUCAUCGCUGUAUGAGAGACGCUUCGGACCUUUCUUCGUGAGCCCUGUCAUUGCUGGCGUGAACAGCACGACGGGUAAGCCUUUUAUUUGCGGGUUCGACAGUAUCGGAUGCAUCGAUUUCGCCAAGGAUUUCAUUGUCAGUGGUACGGCGAGCGACCAGCUCUUCGGUACCUGUGAGGGUUUGUGGGAGCCAGAUCUGUCCCCUGAAGAUUUGUUCGAGACCAUUUCUCAAGCCCUCCUCAGUGCAGUCGACAGAGAUGCUCUUUCCGGUUGGGGUGCUCAAGUAUACAUCAUAGAGAAAGACAAGGUGACGAAGCGGCUACUCAAAGGAAGACAAGAUUAG